This is a messenger RNA of Protopolystoma xenopodis, 600 nucleotides long. The record is from the annotation of a GenBank genome assembly. NCBI's taxonomy places the organism in Eukaryota, Metazoa, Platyhelminthes, Monogenea, Polystomatidea, Polystomatidae.
CCAGCUCGCCGCGCAAUCUGGACACAUGAAAUGUCAAGGUCGGGUCUGAAGUAUGUACCGCAGUCUGGCCACACCAUCCACACAAUCCACACACACCCACACAAUCCACACCACGCACCACUUCUUCCGCAAAUUCGAGCUUGUUGCCUUGCUUUUUCUGCCUCGCUACCUGGUCGGCGCAGUAACCCAGUCCAGAUUCAGCCUCAGAUAGCAGAAAAGAAGGCCAUUUCUCGUCUCCCUGCGCAAACAAGAGGUGUAUGUCCCGGGGAUGAAUUAAAGCGUGCCGUGCAUCGGGUCGUGACACCCCCCUUCCGGUCGGGCAGAGGCUGUCCGAGAGACGAGGUCAUCUGUCCUUCGGGAUUGCGUAAUCAGUUCAAGGUUAUCAGUGCCCGCUUCCCUACUCCCCCUUUCCUCCAGCCUCUCAACACCCUCCUCGCUCCACAGGCGCCCACGAGGCACGCAGUCGCCGGCUUCACCCAACUCCACUCCACCCCGUCCGGCCUUGAACCGGCCGAUGGGGGACUGUCACUCGACCCAAUUCCCGCCAAUCCCCUCCCGCCGCGCCAACCGAUUCGUCCCACCAGCUCCAUCCGCCAAUAG